Hydra vulgaris (swiftwater hydra) is the source of this 387-nucleotide messenger RNA. The record is from RefSeq and is a predicted model, not a curated record. Lineage: Eukaryota; Metazoa; Cnidaria; Hydrozoa; Anthoathecata; Hydridae.
UUACAUUUAGUAGUAAACAUGUGUUUCGGAAUGAGACUCCAUGACGGUUAUGCUGAUGCCAUUGUAUAUAUAAGAAAGUUAAAGGAAAACCAAGAGUAUGUGAAGACUACAUUCAACCACAAUCUUUCUAUGGGACGGAAAGGUCAUAUAAUUGAACACCAUCUUGUCAUGUUUUUAAAUAGAACUAAGCUGCCAUUGGGAGUAUUUUUUGAACAAUGUUCUGAAUCUGUUCAUCAUAAUAUGUUGAAAACACUGAGCAGAUUCUCAACUUCAGAAUUCAGAGAGAACCAUGGAGAGCUUCUUAGAAAGGCAAUAGUUAAAUAUUCAAGUCAUAGAAUAGUUUUUAUUCAAGUCAUAGAAGUUUUUUCUUUGCUAUUGAUUACAUAA